Silurus meridionalis is the source of this 6042-nucleotide messenger RNA. RefSeq names its product immunoglobulin like and fibronectin type III domain containing 1, tandem duplicate 1 (gene igfn1.1). Lineage: Eukaryota; Metazoa; Chordata; Actinopteri; Siluriformes; Siluridae. Bases 254 to 5254 code for a protein of 1666 amino acids. The transcript has 26 exons. Gene Ontology annotation, molecular function: protein binding. The record is from RefSeq and is a predicted model, not a curated record.
CUUACUCAGACACUCUUUUCUCUCACUUUUCCAUCUAUCUACAAAGGGAGGAGACGAUUGUUGGUGAAGUCAAGGUUGAGUGCAGGGGACAAGUCACACAUGUGCACAUACUGCUCAAAGAAUUUAUUACCUACACAACUCUGAGGCACAAAAAUAUUGUGGGAGCACAAGGCAUUAGAUUGUGAAGCUGUGAGGACAGCAUACAGGACCGGGUACAGUGGCACUGAAACCUUGAAAUAGAAGCAAUUUGAAGAUGUGGAAGAGAUCAAAAGUUACUGAUCAAACUGCCACAGGGCAGAGUGGAACAGAGAAUCAGCCAACCCAGAAAAAAGGAAUCAAAAGAAGAUCGAAGGUUCCUGGGGUAAUGAUUACACAGUAUGUGGAGGAAUUGCCAGAUGGGAAAUCUACUCCUGAUUUUACCCGCAAGCCCAUUGCUUUAACCAUUCAAGAAGGUAAAUUGGCUAUCUUUAAAGCCAUCGUAAUUGGAGAACCCAAACCCACUGUGUCAUGGAAGAGAGCAAAAGGAGAAAUGAAUGAUCCUCAAAAAUUUCAGAACAAAUAUGACCCUGUGACUAAUGAGCAUACUUUAGAGAUGCCUAAAGUAAGUGGGGAACAAGCUGACACAUACAAAUGCUAUGCUGUAAAUGAGUAUGGAAAGGCAGUCUGCACUGUCAUCCUAAAUGUCAUUGAAGUUGGAUUCAAAAGGAGUAAAGAACUUCAAAAAACAGAAGAUUUGGAGGAUCCAGCAGAGUUCCGAAACAAGCUAAGGAGAAGUGCUGGAAAAAAGAUAGUUGAAAAAAAUAAUGGAGAAAUCGAUGAGGCAGUGUGGGAUCUGUUGCUGUCUGCUGAUAAGAAAGACUAUGAGCGCAUUUGUAUUGAAUAUGGCAUCACAGAUUUCCGUGGAAUGCUGAAGAAACUGACUGAUCUGAAGAAACUGAGGGAGCAAGAACACGCCACGUUCAUUCAGCACAUCAGCAAUCUGAAACACAUUGCAGUAAAAUCAGAAGAUUCUGCAUCUUUUGAGCUGGACCUGGAACUCAAGGACCCCAACAGUCGCAUUUUCCUCUAUAAAGAUGGCAUCAUGGUUCCAUACAGCAAAGAUGUAAACAGUGAGAUGAAACACUACUUGAAGCAAGUGGGAAAAAAAUUUGUGUUUACAGUAAAAAAUCUUACUCUUGAGGAUGCUGGUAUUUAUCAGGUGGAUGUUGAGGGAGUCAACAUUUUCUCAACAGAUUUCAAGAUUCCCCCUGUGGAUUUUCUGGUAAAGAUUCAGGAAGUGAAGGCUGAAGAAAGAGAAGAUGCCAUAUUUGAAUGUGUGACUUCUCUGCCUAUGAACAAAAUAUUAUGGACACUAAAAAAUAAUCCAUUAUCCAAUAGUGAUAAAUAUGAGAUUACCGAUUCUGAGGACAAACUGGUUCACCGUCUGAAAGUCAUUGACUGUAUGCCUGUGGAUGCCGGAAUCUAUUCUGCUGUGGCUGGCAUAAAGUCAUGUAGUGCCUGGCUUGUGGUAGAGGGCAAUAAAGAUCCUGCCAUGAAAGGAAAAAAGACAACCCGCAAAACUACGCAGGCCGGUGGCAGUGGAGCUGACUUAGCUAAAAUUGCUGCUGAGCAUCAACAAAAACUCAUGAAGGAGAUGGAAGCUGCUAAAAAAGCGAAGUUUGCGCAAGAUGCAGCUGCAGCCAAAGCCCAAGCAGAAGCGAAAGCUGCACUGGCAGCAUCAAAAGCUGCUGCAGCAGCAAAAGCAGCAGCUGCUGCUCAUGCUGCGGAGGCUGUGCUUGCAGCAGCUAAAGCUAAAGGCAUGUCACAGAAAGAUGCACAAGCCCAAGCUGAAGCAGCGGCUGCAGCUGCGGCAGCAAAAGCCCAAGCUGAAGCUGAGGCGAAUGCCAGAAAAUUGGCUGAGGCCAAGGCUAAGGAAGCAGGCUUGAGUGCACAGGACAUUGCCAAUGCAGGAACAGCUGCUGCUGCUAUGCUUACUGAAAAUAUAGCUGCAGUAGAGGAACUUGGACUGGCUGGAACAGUCAUAUGGGAUGGAAGUGCUAAUUCUGUAGGGGGUACUGGUCUUGCAGGAGGUGUUGGUCUUACAGGGGGUGCUGCUCUUGCAGGUGGUCUUAGUUCAGCAGGAAGUGUUGGUUCUGCAGGAGGUUCUGGUCUUGCAGGAGAUGGCGGUAGUGUGGGCCGAGCAGGGGUGGAUGCUAAUAAACAUGCAGGAACAGAAGCUUUAGUGGCUAACACUUCCAAAGUUGGAGGCAACCCACAUGGUAACACCGGUCAUAACCCAGGAGGUAAUCCCGGUCAUAAUCCAGGUGGUAACCCAGGCCAUAAUCCAGGUGGUAACCCCGGUCAUAAUCCAGGUGGUAACCCUGGUCAUAAUCCAGGUGGUAACCCUGGUCAUAAUCCUGGUGGUAACCCCGAUCAUAAUCCAGAUGGUAAACUGGGUCAUAAUUCAGAUGGUAAACUGGGUCAUAAUCCAGGUGGUAACCCUGGUCAUAAUCCAAGUGGCAACCCCGGCCAUAAUCCAGUUGGUAACCCUGGUCAUAAUCCAAGUGGCAAUCCUGGUCAUAAUCCAGGUGGUAACCCUGGUCAUAAUCCAGGUGAUAACCCUGGUCAUAAUCCAGGUGGUAACCCGGGUCAUAAUCCAGGCGACAACCCCGGUCAUAAUCCAGGUGAUAAUCCAAAUGGAAAAGAAAUUGGUAAUCCAGAUGGCAACCCAAGUGGCACUCCAAGUAAAAAUGGUACUAAAACUGAGGGCAUUGAGGGAGCUCCACCUGAUGGUGAGGCCACUGAAGGCAAAAAGGAUGAAUCAACUGAGGCUGGCAAGAGUGCAGGCCACAAAAAACAAGGUCCCCUGGUUCCAGAGAAAACUGCUGAUCCUGGUGUUUACAUCUCUGCUGGCUUGGAAGACUGCAAGGUUAUUGUAGGAGAGGCAGCUGAGCUGCUCUGCAAACUCAGCAGUGCAGAGUGUAAGGGGCUCUGGUACAAAGAUGGGAAAGAGAUUUCUGAUUCUACUGAGGGAAUGACUAUCAGCAAAGAUGGUGCGACUCAUAAACUAAAUAUCCACAAAGUAUCAGAGGAGUUUACUGGAAAAUAUAAAUUCGAGGCUGAUGGUCGUAAAACUGAAGCUAUGAUAAUUUCUGAAGAUCCACCAAGAUUUGGUGCAAAAGACCUUGAAGCAUUUGCCAAAACAAGAGUGGUCAAAACUAAUCAAAAAGCUGAAUUUAAAAUACCAUACAUUGGCUGUGAGGCCACUAAGAUUCAGUGGUAUCAAGAAGGCGAGGAACUUAAACCAGAUACAAACUGUAGAAUUGAAAUUAAUGAAAACAACUGCCGUUUGUCCCUCAAUAAACUACAGCGCAAGGACAAAGGAGAAAUUAAAAUCAAAAUAAAAAAUCAGUUUGGCACAGUUGAAGCAAUUUCUAAUCUAGUUGUACUUGACAAACCCACUCCACCUCUUGGACCUCUGGAAAUAGUUGACGCUUCUCCAAACUGCAUUGAGUUUAAAUGGCGCCCACCAAAAGAUGAUGGGGGUUGCCCAAUCACUCAUUAUAUCCUUGAGCGCAAUCAGGUUGGACGCAACACAUGGAAGAAGAUUGGACAGAUUCCGGGAGAACCCCAUUACAAAGAUUCUGAUGUAGAGCAUGGGAGAAGAUACUGCUACCGCAUCAGAGCUGAGACCUCGGAGGGCAUCAGUGACUUAAUGGAGACAGAAGAUGUUCAAGCUGGGACUAAAGCAUACCUCGGCCCACCAUCUUCUCCUAAAGUAAUUAGUGCAUUUAAAGACUGCAUUACCUUGUCAUGGACCCCUCCAACCAACACUGGGGGAACCAACAUUUUGGGUUAUAACCUUGAAAAACGCAAAAAGGGCAGCAACUUGUGGAGUCUUGUUAAUCCUCUUGAGGAGCCAAUCAACACCAAGAAAUAUGCUUGUAAAGAUGUUAUUGAGGGCAUGCAGUAUGAGUUUCGAGUUUCUGCCAUCAACUUAUCUGGAGUUGGUGAACCAAGCAUACCAUCUGAGACUGUGUUUGCUAGAGAUCCUAAAAAACAUCCUGGUAAAGUAAUUGACCUUAAAGUGACAGGCUCCUCAUACAACACGUUGUCCCUUUCUUGGACAAAACCAAAAGAAGAAAAAGGAAAACAUGAUCAAGCUAAAGGAUAUUUUGUGGAAAUUAGACCAGCAGAGAACACAGAAUGGGAUCGUUGCAAUAGCAAUGCCAUUAUAAUGAACACCUACACUGUGAAAGGAUUAAUGUCGAUGGCCAUGUACUGGGUGAGGGUGCUAGCUGUGAAUGAAGGUGGAGAGGGAGAACCUCAGGAGCUGAAAAACUACAUUCGAGCUAUGCCACCUCCUGUGAGACCAAGGUUCACAGAUUCCAAGAUAAAGAGCUUCAUGAUAGUCAAAGUUGGGAACACAGGACGAUUCACUAUUAAUUUUGUGGCCUCUCCAGUCCCUGAGGUCAUUUGGCUUAAGGACGGAAAUCCCGUAUCAAAACGUGUGAACGUUAGUAAUACUGAAGAUUGCUCUCAAAUCAUGAUUCCAUCAGCUGAGCACUCUGAUAGUGGAGUCUAUACCAUUGUUGUGAAGAAUAUUGUGGGCCAAGAGACCUUCAGUGUCAAUAUCAGAGUCACAGAUGAGCCUAAGCCUCCAGGGCCUGUGGAACUGGAUAUGAAUGUACCAGGCUCUGUGACACUCACAUGGGCAGCCUCACCAGAUGAGAAACGAGACGAUCAUCUGCACUACAUUGUGUCCAAGAGGGACUCUGUUAAACAAACCUGGCACACAGUGGCUGAAAAUAUCUUUAACAACAGGUUCACAGUCUGCAACAUCAUGCCAGGCAGAGAGUACCAGUUCCGCGUUUAUGCCAAAAAUGACAUGGGACAAUCUGCUCCUUCUAAAUCUCCAAAGUGGUUCAUUACUGAGAAGAAAGAGAAGUACAAAAUAACUAUGCCAGAGACAAAAACCUGCAACCUAGAAGGACCCCCAAAGUUUCUCGUCCCCCUGAAACUGCACGCAGCUCCACAGGGCUAUGAGUGUUACAUGAGCUGUGCUGUGAGAGGCAAUCCCACCCCUCAUGUCACAUGGUACCACAACAAUAUUAGUAUCAACACCGACUCCAACUACUACAUCACCAACACGUGUGGCGUCUGCUCCAUGCUCAUCCUGAUGGUGGCUCCCAAUAAUUAUGGAGAGUACAAGGUCAUGGCAGAAAAUAAAUUAGGUCGAGCAGAGUGCGCCACCAGGCUGACAGUCAGAGAAUAAGCCAUGGACAAAUGAAGGCAACAAAAGCGUCCAUCCUUAAGUCUUUAUAAUUAUUUAUUUUGAUGGGUUUCAGCUAAUUGUAGAAGUAACAUGCAAUUUGUGAGUGAGAUCUUCAAAAUAUUUUUUGUUUUACAUACAAGGAUGUUGUUGCUGCUGCUGAUUUGCAGUAUACUGUGUAGUACUUAACAUUCAAUCUCCUCAUCCUUUGCUAUUUUGUUUUUCUAAGAUUAGUUGUCAAGCUUAUUAUUUGCUAAACAGUGUGUUUGCUACUUGCUGUUCAUUUUACUUUGCUCUGAAAAAAAAAAAUCAUUAUUUUUCAUGAAUGUCAUUUGUUUGAUUUUAAAUUGUGAUGCACUGACAAACAACAAUAUAUGGAGAUUUAAAGCAAUACUUUUUAUGACAAUGAUUAUUAUUGGCAUGAAUAAAUUAUUCAAGUUGGUAAGGUGGAGGAUUGACUAAUUACUGUAAAUUAUUCAGUUCUGUAAGUACAUAGAUGUGUAGCAUCAUCAACAAUGUGUGCAUGAGCAGGUACAUAGUCAGUGUUAAACAUUUUUUUGCUUGUUAGCAUUGCCAAAUCCAAGUCAUACUAUUGGUAUGUACACUAUAAGAGUAAUGUAUUUAAUACUGUAGAUAUGCAAUAAAAUCAGACCACAACAAAAAUACACCCUUCUUAUCUUGCUCUCUCAUAAGGCAAAGCACUAAAGCAUUCUGCUAUUUUGGUCAGAUCCUUUCACUCACGUUAAACAGGGGUCAAAUAGCCAGGCUCAUGGAUCACCAAUACAUCAUCA